UUUGUGUUGAUGUCCCGCCCCCUUUCUGUCCUGCGUUGUGAUUGGCUGAAUUUGUUUGGUGAUAAGGUAUAAAUGGCUUGUUCAAAGUUUAGACUUGGUCUUGCUUUUUGCAGAACUGAGGAGAGGAGCUGUGUUUGCAUUUGCAAGGCUUAGAGACAGUGUGAGAGAGAUUUUUUCAACCCCUUUCAAGGUUUUGAACUACGUGAUUUUUGUUCUCCUUACGAUGCCACGCGGGAAGGGCUACCGUCGUUCUCAGGCUGCCAAGAGGAGAUGGGCAGGUGAACGACCAUUCGAUGUGGACCUUCUGCCACCAGGUCCUGAGUUUGUUCCACGCCGUGGUACAGGGAAACGUCGUCGUGUGAAAGAGUGGGACAGGUCGGUGUCUGGAAAGCAACACAAGCUGGUGGUUCCUGCUCAUUCUCCCGAGAAGAAGUUCGUCCUUCUCGUGGGGGAUUCACAUCUGCGUCCCUUUGCUGAUGGAACUGUCGGGCUUUCGAAGGGAAACCUUUCCUUUGGCAUCAUGUCGACCCCAGGGGCGAGCGCGUGUCAUCUGAGGGCCGAGCUGAUCCAUGCAGUGCUGCCGAGGACACCUGACGCAGUGUGCAUCUUGGCCCCCGGCAACAACCUGACGACCAGCAGUACCCACGAGGUGGCCGGAGAAGAGUUCCGGGAGCUUUUGCUCAGUGCUUGUCAGCGUUGUGCAAAUGUGUUUGUGGUGGACUUUGUUCCACGUCUGACCGUUGCACCAGAACUGCAGGAGCACAUGAGCCGGGAGUUUCAUUCUGUGGCGCAGAAAAUGGGUAUGUUUCGAGUUCACUUGAGCGACGACGAUGGCAUGGAGAUUCUUUCCAAGGUGCUGUGGGACGCUGCCUACAAGCAACUGGAGGUGCCAGCACCAAAGGCGAAGGAGGCUCCCAGAACACCGUCCCCAGUUCCAAGGACCCCUCCAAGGUUGCUCGUGAAGGAAGAGGUCUUCGCUGCUCCCCCUUCGUCUCCCCCCCCAGACCCGUAUGUCUGGAUGGAAAUGGUGAAGGGCAAGAAGAGGAUCCAAUCUGAGGGACAGCUCUGUAGUCCAUCAAAACGGCGCGUGGUUCGGCAUCAGGUGGAUGGAUGUCCAAUUGUGCUGAAGGAGUGUUUCAUCCCACUGAAUCCUGUCCUGUUCAGCACUUCCAUGUUGGCUGCAAUGGAUGCUGUGGUUCCAGCACAACUUCCGAGCCCUGACAGCCCAGCUGUUCCACAAGACGCAACGACACCAAGCGUGGAGCCAAGAGUGAAGCGUGUCGCCUGCAAGAGGAGACUUGCAAUGUGCCAGGUCAAGGCGUCACCCAGUGUUGAGGAGGCGUCUCCCAGGCCGACAUCUGCCAAUGUUGUGGUUGGAGAGGAGGAGGUGGAUGCAACUCCAAGUGCUGUGACCGUGUCCUCAGAGCCAUCAUCUACCACUGCUGUGGAAGAGGUUGCAACGGAGGAGGGGGAUGCAACUCCAGGUGCUGUGGGAGAGGUUGUGGUGGAGGAGGUCAGCAGGUCAGGUCCUCCUAUCCAGCCCCCAUCAAGAUUCAUCAAAAUGCAUAUCCAAGAUCUUAAGAGGUCUUUGGGUGCAGAGUGGUGUCUCAUUAGCAGGUUGUCUGUGAAGGCAGAUUCUGACAUUGACAGUGCUACAUUGCUGACAGAUGUAGCUGUUGAUGGCACAGUUGCAACUGCAGCUGUAGUCGAGGGUGGCAGUCCGCAGAGUAGUGCAAGUUCUGUCAGGGGAUCUUUCCAUCAGGCAGAUUCUCGGUUUCAACACGCUGGAGUUCAGUGUAUGGCUAUCAGUUUGGUAGCUGUAGCAAAACACUCAAUUGAAAGUGUGUUUUCGUGGCAGGCUGGCAAUCUGGACAAGGUUGUUGUUUUGGGGGAUAAUCUUUACAAUACGUUGAGGGACAGCAAUGUCACCAGUGAGGUUUCGAAACUGCUUAGUGUUCCUGAUUUGCCCAAACAGGCUGUUAUCGAUGGACAAACGUUUGACUUUCAGUAUGAGGAUUGCGUUUCCGGAUUUGUUAAUGAAGUGACAAGUGAUCUGAUAAAAGCUGGUGUAACGACCAGUCUCAGAUCUGGAUUAGAGAAGAUGUUUAGUAAAUAUGACACAUGUUUUCUGACAUUGGGUGGAAAUACGUGCGCAGUCAUCAGUCAAGGUGGUCGUUUUGCUGUGGUUGAUUCGCAUGCGCGCAGUGCAGAUGGGAUGGUGGAUGGGGAAGGGAAAAGUGUUGUUGUGCGUUUCACUUGCCUUGAUGAUGUUUUUGAGCACAUGUGCAAAUUCGCAACAGCAUUUAAACGGCCCAAACAGUUUGAGAUUGCUAGUGUUUGUGUGAUCCCCAGACGUCCAGUUCCACCCGUUAAUUCAUUCUCCAGUCCAAAGGUACUAGUAGAAAGCAGGGGAAGUCAGUCGGGCUGUGGUUUACCUGUUCAGCCAACAGUUGGCUGCACAAGUAUUAAGCGCAAAAGAUCAAGCGGUGGGUUUUCAUCAAAGAAGGCAAAAAACAGUGAUUAUGCUGCAGUUGAUUCAGAUGUUGUUUUUGUAGCUGAUGUUGUGAGUGAAGGGCUCCAGUUUAAUCCACUUUGUGGGGUAGUUGUAGACACUCUGUGCAAACAGUUAAAUGUUGAGUCAGAGAAAGAAGAUUUAGUUUCGACAGAAGUUGGUCUGUUGGGUGCUCCUUGUCUGAAGGAGAAAAUAGUUGGGGAUGGUAACUGUUUCUUUAGAGCAGUUAGUCAGGCUGUGUGUGGUACACAGAAGCAUCACAGAAAAAUCAGGCUUGCUGUUGUAAAGCAUUUGAAAGCCAAUGGUGGUGCUUUAAGACCUGAGUAUUCUUCAAUGGGGGAAUAUCUCACAAUGUCAAAAAUGGCCUAUGUCGGUAGUUGGGCCACAGAAGUAGAGAUUCAAGCAGCAGCAGAUUUUUUCGGAGUAAGUAUAUUCACUUAUUGUGAUGGCCGCUGGCUUGAAUACAGUUGUAAGUCCAAGUUGUUGUCAAAUCAGGGGAUUUAUUUAGAAAAUUGCAAUGGAAAUCAUUAUGAGAGUGUUGUCUGUGUUCAGCAGCCAAACAUGCAGUGUUGCUAUGGGUAUUGCAAAGUGGGUGGGUCUAGGUACAAUUUGAGAAAACAAGGUGUUGUUUGUGCAGACAAUUUAACUUCGGUUGCAUCCUCAAUUUGUGAAGCUGAAGUAGGCAUUGUUGAACAAAAUGCCCAAUCCAUACGUAAGUUGUCUCUGUCUAACUAUUUAGUAAAAAAAAAUAAUUUACAAAGAAGAAUAAAAUAUCAGCAAAACAGGCAAGAAUUUCUAGAAAAGAUGAAAAUGAAUUAUCAGGGAGAAAAUGGGUACAAGGAAAAAUUGAAUGAAAUGAGUAAAGCUAAAUAUCGUAAAAAUAAGUCUCACAGGGACACAGUAAAGGAAAUGAGUAAAACUAAAUAUCGUAAAAAUAAGUCUCACAGGGACACAGUGAAGGAAAUGAGUAAAACUAAAUAUCGUAAAAAUAAGUCUCACAGGGACACAGUAAGGAAAUAG
This is a messenger RNA of Dicentrarchus labrax (European seabass), 3532 nucleotides long. RefSeq lists its product as uncharacterized. Gene Ontology annotation, molecular function: cysteine-type deubiquitinase activity. Bases 224 to 3532 code for a protein of 1102 amino acids. Gene Ontology annotation, biological process: protein deubiquitination. The transcript is spliced from 13 exons. Lineage: Eukaryota; Metazoa; Chordata; Actinopteri; Moronidae. The record is from RefSeq and is a predicted model, not a curated record.